This is a messenger RNA of Penaeus indicus, 798 nucleotides long. RefSeq lists its product as uncharacterized. The record is from RefSeq and is a predicted model, not a curated record. Bases 1 to 798 code for a protein of 265 amino acids. NCBI's taxonomy places the organism in Eukaryota, Metazoa, Arthropoda, Malacostraca, Decapoda, Penaeidae. The transcript has 2 exons.
AUGAUAAGAACAACACAGGCAAUAAAACCCGGAAAUAGAAGUCAAAAGGAGCCACGCAAGCAGAAACACAUCCACGCAAGCAAGCAAGCAGAAACACAUUCAAAACGAGCCACGCAAGCAGAAACACUCUCCAAGAAGCAAUCCACGCAAGCAAGCAAGCAAGCAGAAACAGUCAAAAGGAGCCAUGCAAGUAGAAACCUCUCCAAGAAGCAAUCCACGCAAGCAAGCAGGCAAAAACAUAGUCAAAAGGAGCCACGCAAGCAGAAACACAUCCACGCAAGCAAGCAAGCAGAAACACAUUCAAAACGAGCCACGCAAGCAGAAACACUCUCCAAGAAGAAAUCCACGCAAGCAAGCAAGCAAGCAGAAACAGUCAAAAGGAGCCAUGCAGAAAGAAACCCUCUCCAAGAAGCAAUCCACGCAAGCAAGCAGGCAAAACAUAGUCAAAAUGAGCCACGCAAGCAGAAACACAUCCACGCAAGCAAGCAAGCAGAAACACAUUCAAAACGAGCCACGCAAGCAGAAACACUCUCCAAGAAGCAAUCCACGCAAGCAAGCAAGCAGAAACAGUCAAAACGAGCCAUGCAAGCAGAAACCCUCUCCAAGAAGCAAUCCACGCAAGCAAGCAAGCAGAAACACAUUCAAAACAAGCCACGCAUGCAGAAACACACCCCAAGCAAUCCACGCAAGCAAGCAAGCAAGCAAGCAGAAACACACGUUAUAGACAAUAUCAAUUUAAAGACAAAACCACUUCAGUGCUAUCAGCUUCAUUCAGUCAGGAAAUCAAACUUAAUUUAA